This is a messenger RNA of Numida meleagris (helmeted guineafowl), 739 nucleotides long. RefSeq names its product F-box only protein 2-like. The transcript has 3 exons. Gene Ontology annotation, cellular component: cytoplasm; SCF ubiquitin ligase complex. Bases 87 to 488 code for a protein of 133 amino acids. NCBI's taxonomy places the organism in Eukaryota, Metazoa, Chordata, Aves, Galliformes, Numididae. Gene Ontology annotation, molecular function: ubiquitin protein ligase activity. The record is from RefSeq and is a predicted model, not a curated record. Gene Ontology annotation, biological process: SCF-dependent proteasomal ubiquitin-dependent protein catabolic process; glycoprotein catabolic process.
GCUGGAGCGGAGUCGGAGGAGAACGCAGAGAAUUGGCAAAUCUUCUACUUCUUGAGUAAGAGAAGAAGAAAUCUCAUCAAAAACCCAUGUGGCGAAGGUGGUGUCGAAAGUCUCAGGUCAUAGAUCUUAGAGCUGAAGGCUACUGGGAAGAGCUGAUGGAUACAACCCAGCCAAAAGUUGUGGUGAAAGACUGGUACGCAGGACGCAGCGACGCUGGCUGCCUCUACGAGCUCUGUGUGAAGCUGCUCUCCGAGAACGAGGACGUGCUGGCCGAGUACAAGAGUGAGACUAUUGCCAUCCCACAGGACAAUGAUGCUAGCUGGACUGAGGUGAGUGACAGCUGUGGUUUCAAGCAGGUGGCACUCAACCUGCAUGAACCAGGAAUGUUUUCAAGCAGACAGAAGCAGGAGAGGUUAUCCUGGAGGAAGAGAAGGCUCUGUUCAUGGGCUGUGAUUGAGCACAGGGAUUAUACGACAAGUCUUACAUAAAACUUGGAAGCUUGCUGAGCCAUCACUACAAGUCUGUGGGAGCUGAAAGAGAGACCCCUCUGGAAGGAUUUAAUGGCUUCUGAACAGACUGGGGUCAAAGCUCCUUCCACUAGCUUCUUUCUCACUGUAACUGUCCUCAUUGCUACCCAAGCUGGUGGAUGUAGAUGGGGCAGGUGGAGUUGAAGGCCCAGUGCAUGAAAGGAGUUGGUUCAUGGUAGCUUGACACCAACAACUCUUUUGUCUCUCUCAAC